Trametes versicolor FP-101664 SS1 is the source of this 1788-nucleotide messenger RNA. RefSeq names its product plus-3-domain-containing protein. The transcript is spliced from 10 exons. The record is from RefSeq and is a predicted model, not a curated record. Bases 17 to 1597 code for a protein of 526 amino acids. Gene Ontology annotation, cellular component: Cdc73/Paf1 complex. Gene Ontology annotation, molecular function: DNA binding; RNA polymerase II C-terminal domain phosphoserine binding. Lineage: Eukaryota; Fungi; Basidiomycota; Agaricomycetes; Polyporales; Polyporaceae.
CUACACCUUGCACACCAUGUCUGACUCUGAGGGAGAUAUCGACGACGAGCUCCUUGCCCUCGCAGGCGAGUCGGAAAGAAAGCGCAAGCGAAGCCAGCCCAAUUCGUCUUCCAAGCGCCGCAAACCAGACGUGGACGAAGACACCGAAUCAGAUGCUGAGCGCCCUGAAAGCGAGGAAGAGGAGACAGAGACAAACCCGUACCCGCUCGAGGGCAAGUAUAUAAACGAGGCCGAUCGCGCACGGCUCAUGGAAAUGUCGGAAAUUGACCGCGAGGCGACGCUGGCGCAACGGCAGGAAGAGAUGCAGCGCUACACCGACAAGCGGCAGCUAGAGAACAUGUUGAAGAUGCAGAAUGGGCGGGGCGACACGGAAGAGAGUGUUUCGAAAGCUGCAAAACGCCAACAUGCUGUUCGUGGGGCCACGAAGGAGAAGUCGCGUAAGCUUGACGAGCUCAAGGCGAAGCGGAAGGCGAAGGAUGAAAAGAAACGCACGAGGACUUCUUCCCCCAAGCGUGAUCGUUCAUCGUCACCCAUGGACAUGGAUAUGUCCGAGGAUGAGGAAGAUGGACAAAUCACCAAGUACGAUGAGGAGGAAGAGCGCGACCGGAAGCUCUACGGGAAGAGCAACCCCGACGAUGAGCCAAUAAACCUCGAGGACCUGAACAAAUGCCGGGUCACGCGCAACCAGAUCGCAAAACUUUGCAUGGCGCCUUGGUUUGAGGAUUACAUCAAAGGCGGCUGGGUACGUUACCUGAUCGGCCAAGAGAACAACCAGCCCGUGUACCGUAUAUGCGAGGUCGCAGAUAUCGCACCAAAUUUGGUCAAGCCUUACAAGAUCAACGAUCAGACGGUGAACCAAGAACUCGAGCUCAAGCACGGCGAGUCUACCCGACGGUUCGCUAUGGACAAGGUAUCCAACGCACCGUUCGAACAGAAAGAGUUCGAGCGCCUUGUCAAAGUAUGCGAGGCUGAAAAGGUCAAGCUUCCUACGAAGCGUCAGAUCGAGCGCAAGGCUGCGCAACUGGAGAAGCUGGCAAACCAGCAAAUGACCGAGAGCGAUAUCGCGGCCAUGCUUGCCCGCAAGCAAACGAUGCAGACCUCCAAGCAGAGCGGUAUCGCUAUGGCUAUGGAACGUUCCCGCUUGAUGCAGGCGCGAACGCUCGCCGUGCGGCGGCAAGAUUACACCGAGGUUGCGGAGAUCGACGCGCAGCUAGGCGAGCUCGCGCCUGCCCGCGAAAGCCAACGCGAGGAGAGCUCGUCCGACGUGCUCGCGCGCCUCAACGAGCGCAACCGGAAGGCGAACCAGGACGCGGUGCGCAAGGCUGAGCGCGCGGAGCUCGAUCGCAAGCGGCGCGAGCGCACGCUCCGCGCAGGCACCGCCACCCCCACGCUGUCCGACGCGGCGGGCCGCCUGCGGGCGAAGAUGUUGGGUUCCAGGCCAGGCACACCAGGAGCACCCCUUGCGAACGGUGAGGCCGACACGCCGCGCUCUGUGUCGCCGUCCUCGGACGCUGCACCGACGAAGAUAGCAAAGAGCGGGUUGAGCUUCGAGGCGUCGCUUCUGCAGAGCGUAGAGAUCGACCUAGGAGACUUCUAGACACGACGCCGACGGAUGGGCUCAAUGUCCCCGGUUGAACGUUGAAGAGCUGCAGUCGCCCGGGUCGGGAUUUCAGGUUGGUUGUUGUCGGUUAUUCAUCGAUGUCGGACAUGGAGGUUCUCGCUCGCACAAUGUACUACUGUAAAUAUUGCAUACGCUUAAUGCACAACGAUUGCAUGUAACAAUUUGAU